AUGUCGAUUGAUUUUCACAAUUAUGUAUUAUUAUCACAAGCUCUUUCAUAUAACACUCGAAAAUACAGAUGUGAAAAUAGUUUAUCAAAGCGGACCUCAUUCUUAAAUGGUUUUGCACUAUUGUUAAAUGGAUCAAAUGUAUGUACUGUUGUAUACCCAUGGUUGAAGGAAAAAGUUAUAUUGAUUGCUCGUAAUGAAAAGCUAGAAAAUGUUGACCGGUAUUAUUUUGAUCAAUUUUUUUCGUUAAUUCGAGUAUAUUCGUCAAUGUUUUGGAAUGUUGAUCGAACAGAUAAUCAAAAUGACACUUUUGAUGAUAUUAAGGACAUACUGAUCAAUCUCGUUAAUAAUUUCAAUCAAGAAAAAAUAAUGAAACGAUUGUUCGACUACCUUUUUGAUGAUGCAGUGAAACAAUUGUUGCAAGUAACAAAAAUCGAUGAUAAUGAAAAACAACAAAUCAUUAAUAGUGUAAAUACAAAUGUUGGCAUUUAUAUCAAGAACAAAUCUACAACUGAAUAUGCAUGUUUGAUGAAAGAAAAUAUGACAGUUGAAAAUUAUAUUUCAUUUCUUCUUGCACGUGUCGAACGAUUAAUAGAAUUACGAGAUAUAAUUAAAAAGAGUCGUAAAAACCCUCUUCACAGUGACAUUAGAAAACUUCAAAAUAAUGCAUUAUUAUUGUAUGAGUCAACGAUUUUCAAAAUUCUGAUUGUUAAAGAUCCACGAGUGUAUUAUUAUAUUGAUAAAAUAUCAGCUCAUAUGAGAGCCCUCAACGGCUUAUUAAAAUGUUUUGAACAAGAUCAAGCAAGAUAUGCAUAUAUUUACAGAGAAAUUAAAUGGAGAAUUAUUAAUCCACAUGAAAGAUGCGUCCUACUUAAUAACGGACCAACAAACGUUUUUCGAAUGUUAUGGAGUAAUUUGUUUCCUGAUAUUGAUCCAGAGGAAACUGUCAAUAAUGUUUUGGCGCCAAAUCUAAAUAAACAAUAUGAUAUAUCAAAAACACUCGACGUUUGCGUACAUUGCGAACUGCUAUUAAUAGAUUAUUUACUUAAAAAUCAAAUAAACGAAAUUGAAGGUCAGUUAGACGUUGAGAUUGGUAUAUCUAAAAUGUCAUGUUAUUUAUGUUCUCUAUAUAUUGCCGAAUUGAAUAAAGAACAUAAACGAAUAUUUUGUUUAUCGGAUUCGACACAUGGAAAAGUUUAUCAAAAAUGGGAUUUCAUUCCAGAUGAGCAACAGCAUUUAAAACAAAAUGUCGAACGUGUCGUUAUUGAACAAAUUGAAAAAUACUUAAAUGAUAUUCAACUGGACCAGAAGCAAUCGGGCGUUAAACAUAUUGGCGACAGUGACACUUUAGAUAUAGUAGGGGAAAUAAAUGAUGUUGAUACGAAAUAUGUCCUUUCCUUGAUGAAAAAAGAUCAAUUAUGA
This is a messenger RNA of Didymodactylos carnosus, 1419 nucleotides long. The record is from the annotation of a GenBank genome assembly. Lineage: Eukaryota; Metazoa; Rotifera; Eurotatoria; Philodinida; Philodinidae.